AUGACUGCUUACACAACAAGCUCUGUACACACGCCGCUGCUCUCUCUUCACGAGGCAGACUCCGAUCAUCCCAUCUCGUUCCCAUUUGCUCUACGCAAUCCAAAUUUCGAGGAAGCACCCUUACGAGCACGAUUCCACCACACUGGCGUUGUUAACGUGCGGGGCAUGGACAUCAUGUCCUUCUGCACGACCAUCACUGCCCCAGGGUUGCGACGAAUCGCACGGCAGGUGUGGAAGAUGACCAUAGACUUCGAAGACAUCCGUCCGACGCACGAGGGGCUGGAGCUGGUCUCCACCACCCUCACAUCGCUCACAUCCUGCACAGACCUCACCCUCCUAGGCUUGCCCUCCGUAGAGAAAGAUGGCUGGAUCCUCAGGGACACCACGUUCCAACUGGAGCGCUUCGCUACGAACUUAUCACCCACUUCUCCGGACGUCCUCGCGUUCCUCGAGGGCCAGUCGCAUAUCACCGAGCUAAAUACGAUGUGUCCCCAUCCGCACGUCGUGCGGCCGGAAGCGAUGCACCAGCCCGUUCCCUUCCCGAACGAGCUAAUCCCAGCUCUAAAUACCGUGGAAUGCCCGGCGCCGUUCCUCGUCUCGCUGCUCUGCCCAGCGCCAGAUGUGCGGCCACUCACCAGCUUGCGAGUAGACCUGAGCACACAAAACGCCCAAGUCACGGAGUCUGAGGCGCUCACUGCUCUCGGGACAAUCAGUGAGAACGUGGGGAGGCUAAGCCUGCGUCGGAGCAUGUGCCGCACUACAGCCAUGCCGCGACAUGUCGUCGAGCAGAACUUGACCGGCGCUAUCGAUCAGCUUGCCACAAAGAGUCCAUGGAAGAAGCUGAGAUUCCUGGAGAUGCGCGACGGAAUGUACGAUCUGGGAACCAUUCCGAGAUUGGCAGGGGUGAUUUCGACAUGCUUCCCACACAUCGAGACACUUGUAUGGGCACCGUCUGGUUAUCCGGGAGGAUCCAGAGUGGUCACUGCAUAUAUCGGAUCCAUCUUUCUCACUUUCUGUCGCUCCCUUAGACAGUUCGUGUGUUUGGAUAAUACUUCUGAUCCGGAAAACAAGCGAUAUAUGUCGGUGGAGAAACAGUCAGGAGGGAAGAUGUCGCAGUCAGAAAUAGACGCGAACGAUGCGGAGAAUAUGUGGAGAACAGUGACCAUUUAG
Messenger RNA from Fibroporia radiculosa, 1170 nucleotides. RefSeq lists its product as uncharacterized. The transcript has 2 exons. Lineage: Eukaryota; Fungi; Basidiomycota; Agaricomycetes; Polyporales; Fibroporiaceae. Bases 1 to 1170 code for a protein of 389 amino acids. The record is from RefSeq and is a predicted model, not a curated record.